AUGAUCCUCGCGGUCGACGCCGCGGUCGCGAACUCCGCGACAUCGCUCGCGGAGGUCACGCACCUCGCGUGGCGCGCCGCGUGCGCGGCGAUCAAAGUCAAAGCGAACGAGGUCGUCGUCUACGGCGGCGUCAAGGAAUCCGUCGCGAAGAACGACGGGCACUACUCCGGCCCGCCCUCGCACGCGGCGAACCGCCCCGCGGUGAUGAUCGCGCGCGUCCUCGAGUACGUGGACACGCCGCCGUACCUUCGCAACGCGCUCCUCGCGCGCCAUCCGGACCUCGCGCUUGUCGGCUCGCUCCCGCGCGGCGGCGUCCUCAAGGGCGCGAGGCACCACCUGCGAAUUCACGACGUGAGCGAGUACAGAGAGGGCAUCGUCGUCGCCGCCGCGAACGGCGCGUCCAAAUCGACGCGCGCGAACGUCGGGCUCCUGUCCGACCUCGAGCUCGAUAAGCACGUCAAGGUUGGCGUGCGCGUCACCGUGCGACUGGACAAUCGCUGCCGUGCCUCCGACGGGUCGACGACGCCGCUGACGGGGCGCGUCGUGUCCCCGGAAGAGGCGGCGCUGUCGAACGGCGGGAGCUGGGCGUUCAACGUGCGCGUGUCGAGGGACGACCCGAGGAAAGAGCCGGAGGCGAUGGAUGGGUUGCUGGGACUGGAGAAGCUGACGUUUUUCGACCCGGACGCGCCGGCGGAGGACGACGACGACGACGACGACGACGACGACGGCGCCGGCGCGUUCGCGCCGACGCAGAAGAAAGACCCGCGGUGGAACAUUCAAAACGUGGAGGCGGAGCCGUGGAGGGUCUCGACGCAGACCAGCACGUACAGGGACUCGUUCGUGCCGCUCGACGUCGCGGAGCCGUCGUUGCGCAGCUUCGACGACGCGGCGGGGGAGGUCGUCAGACGCCCGUACGACGCGAGCGGCAGCCACGACGGGUAG
This is a messenger RNA of Micromonas pusilla CCMP1545, 942 nucleotides long. RefSeq lists its product as uncharacterized. Bases 1 to 942 code for a protein of 313 amino acids. The transcript is spliced from 2 exons. The record is from RefSeq and is a predicted model, not a curated record. Lineage: Eukaryota; Viridiplantae; Chlorophyta; Mamiellophyceae; Mamiellales; Mamiellaceae.